Messenger RNA from Didymodactylos carnosus, 314 nucleotides. The record is from the annotation of a GenBank genome assembly. NCBI's taxonomy places the organism in Eukaryota, Metazoa, Rotifera, Eurotatoria, Philodinida, Philodinidae.
AUGCCUGUAUUCGCAGGGUUAAGCAAUACUCACUGGAAAGCUAUCGCAAUUGCAAUUGCGGAUGAUGGUGAUGAUAACAAUCGUGGUGAAUUUGAAGCUGCUAAGCAAGCGUUCUUAAAUAUUAAGCUAGAUAAACCCGCAGAAGACGCAGCAGCCGCUAUUCAAAGCAAAUGGGGUACUCAAUUCGGCAAAGAGGCUACAGUUGGGAGCAAAGAUGACCAAGGAACCCUUAUGUCUUUGCCUCGUUAUCCUAAAAUGACUGAAAAGGAAGUCCAUAACGCAACCGUUGAUUUAAUUGAAAAACCGUCCAUUAU